Messenger RNA from Lytechinus variegatus (green sea urchin), 2319 nucleotides. RefSeq names its product carbohydrate sulfotransferase 11-like. Gene Ontology annotation, biological process: carbohydrate biosynthetic process. The record is from RefSeq and is a predicted model, not a curated record. Bases 528 to 1700 code for a protein of 390 amino acids. Gene Ontology annotation, cellular component: membrane. Gene Ontology annotation, molecular function: sulfotransferase activity. The transcript is spliced from 4 exons. Lineage: Eukaryota; Metazoa; Echinodermata; Echinoidea; Temnopleuroida; Toxopneustidae.
AAAUAGAAGAACUGGUGUCGCCUAUUGUUCAGGCGCAGUGACUAGGUUCGAUUUUAUUGUCAUCGUAUCGAACAGCACAACCUGAGUGAAUUGACCAAGUCUCCUAUACGUCGCCGAUUCCACAUAUGCCGUCUAUUUAUGUGGAGAAAUAUACAUGUUGUCGUGUGAAUGCAUGUGUAAUGGCCGAUUUGAUGUUUACACCAACACCCUGACCUACGCCAACCGGUAGUAAAUUUACAGUCACGUGACUCUCAUGCUGUUAGAAUUACAUGCAAUUAUACACUGACGGAAGACGAUGGGGAACUAGCAAGAUACAUAAUUUCGACUGAUAGCUAAUUGAGUGAAUGUGCGCUAUCUUCAAUGAGAGUGAGCUGCUUCCCCCACUAUAUUCCAAUGGAUUCUUUCGUAUAUUUCAGAUGUGAAGGUACCACUGACUGCAACCUUUGUCACUUCCUUCAAACCAGCAACCAUGGAUCUCUUUGACUCCUCAGCCACUCCUAACUUCGGCAUCGCCUUCUUCCAUCACGAUGCACCAGUCAACAGUCAGAGAAGAUAAACAUGGCACCAACAUGACGAACGUCGUGAGAUCAGGCAAGACAUUCCUCUACCUGACGGGACUGAUUGCGGCCUGUGUAGCUGGCUAUAUAUAUGGCAACGUCGCUAGGGGCAUCGACAUAAGUUAUACGAUAAGCAGUAAUGUGGUGCACGAGGCCGUGAAGAAAGAUGCUGGUCUCGAUGUUUCCCGGUCGUUCGAGGGAAGUAAAUCGAUUCCUUUUGGGAUCUGUGAUGAAACGAUCGAAGACUGUACGGCUGUAGAUGCUGAUAAUAUUGUCGUCAUAAAAUCUCAUCAUGAAAAGAAGAAGGUUCAAAACGACGAUCAAGCAUCCCGGAAGGCUACCAUUCAAAGGAUCUGUCGAAAAAAUGAAAAACUCACAUCGGAUGAGGUGUCGGUAGACACGCUCAAACGUUUAUUCGUCGAUGAAAAACACAGAGCUGUGUACUGCUCUAUACCAAAGGCAAGCUGUACCAAUUGGAAACGAUUGUUAAUGGUGGCUACCAACGACUCUAUUGAUUUGAAUUCCAUAACCCAAUUUGACGCCCAUCACAAUGGCGUGUUGCAAAUACUUUAUGAUUAUCCAGAGUAUGAACGAAAUGUUAUUCUGAAAUCAUACAAGAAAUUCACUUUUGUUCGAAAUCCUUUCAUCCGUCUUCUCUCUGCAUACAAGGAUAAAUUCGAAUCAUUGUGGAGGUACCGCACCGACCCUGGCGGGAAAUACUUUCGCCGCUACGCCGCCGAUAUCAUGACCAAGUACAGGACAAAUGCUUCUGCCGAGCAAUUGGAGAGCGGCGAAAACGUGACAUGGUCUGAAUUCAUUUCUUACGUGACACAUUUAGAAGAGAAGGCAUUUAACGAGCAUUGGAAGCCUAUGUAUAAACUAUGUGAUCCUUGUCACAUCGGUUAUGACUUCGUUGGUCGAGUGGAGACAAUUGAUAAAGACGCAAAAUACCUUUUAGAGAAGGUUAUGAAACUGAAGUAUGAAAUGUCGCAGUUUCCGAAAUUUUCUGAAUUUACGACGAAUAGUUCGGAAUAUACGUACUCUGCAUAUGGAGACAUCACAUUGCAACAGCUGAGGAGAUUGUGGGAGAUAUAUAAGUGGGAUUUUUUCCUGUUCGGAUAUGAAAAACCAGACUUCAUUUGAAGAGUAACGACAAAUGAUUUAACUAUGCUUCUCAGAACAAUGAUAUAAAGCUUAUAGAUACCACCCCCAUACACACAAAUGUCAAUCAACAUAAUAAAUAUGGGCAAUUCCAUAAAUAUGUACGUUUGACCCCAUGCAUGUGAGACCUUCAUUAUGACAGUAUGUAAUGCUCUAAAAUGAUCCUGACGGUCAGUUUAUGAAGUGAAGUAAAUCUUGAGAAAAAAUGGGUGGUUGGAUGUACUAAAAGUUUGAUUAUUUUACGGAUUGCCCAUAAGAAGGUGAAAAGGAAACAGACCAAUAUUUUGAAAACAAGUUUGUAACUCUGGAGCACGUCACCAUCAUUACUAUCAGCUGGUCCUGUGAGUCUUACUUCAAACAUCAGUUGUUGGCAAUCACCAAUAUUUCCUUCAUUGAUAUCAAUACUGGAUGCCAAUGUUUAAAGCCUCUCGUAAGUUUUGGUGAAUCCCAUUCCCAGCAUACCUAAGGUGUCGGUCAAUAUUAUAUUUUAUUUCUACAUAAAAUGAAUACGUGUGUCCUGAAACCGCUAUAGUGUGCGUGAUUAUUAAUAAACAAUUCGUAUUUUGGCGGAUUUUCUUGUGAUUUUACUUCAAAGUUAUUU